Messenger RNA from Aspergillus clavatus NRRL 1, 1698 nucleotides. Its product is annotated as glycoside hydrolase family 18 protein. NCBI's taxonomy places the organism in Eukaryota, Fungi, Ascomycota, Eurotiomycetes, Eurotiales, Aspergillaceae. Gene Ontology annotation, molecular function: chitin binding; hydrolase activity, hydrolyzing O-glycosyl compounds. The record is from RefSeq and is a predicted model, not a curated record. Gene Ontology annotation, biological process: carbohydrate metabolic process. The coding region runs from base 1 to 1698 and encodes 565 amino acids. The transcript has 8 exons.
AUGGCCCGACGUACUGCGGCGACGGAUGUGUGUCGAACUGUAAUGCAAAGGCUGAGUGUGGCCAGUUCGCAGAAACCCCAGGAAAGGGAUGUCCUCUCAAUGUUUGCUGCAGCCAGUACGGAUUUUGUGGCACAACAGAGGACUUCUGUGGGGAGCAACUGCGUUUUGAACCCAAAACCUCCAGUUGGCGGCGCUUCGGUUGGUAUCCGUCAGAACAAGAUGAUCGGGUAUUAUGAAUCGUGGUCUGCUCGCAAGUCAUGCCACAAGGUGGCCCCGACUGAUUUACCAUUAGACGCAUUGACGCAUGUGAAUUUUGCUUUUGCGUACAUCGAACCAAGCACAUAUCAAGUGGUGACAAUGGACGGAUCGACCCCUGCAUCCUUGUUCCAAGACACUACAAACCUCAAAUCAAUCAAGCAGGAUAUCAAAGUCUUUGUUAGUAUCGGUGGGUGGACAUUCUCGGACAAUGACACUUCAACGCAGCCGCUAUUUGGUGAGAUCGCAGCAGAUGCUACGAAACGGCAAACUUUCGCCGAUAAUGUUGUGCAUUUCAUGAAGCAGUAUGGGUUCGAUGGCGUUGAUAUUGACUGGGAGUACCCUGGUGCUCCCGAUAGACGCGGUAACCCCGAGGAUACAGAAAACUAUGUCCUGCUUCUUAAGGCCAUGCGAGAGACAUUUGACUCCAGCGGAAGUGCCUUUGGCCUUACUUUCACGGCACCAUCCUCAUAUUGGUACCUGCGCUGGUUCGACCUGCCAAACAUGAUCAAAUAUGCAGAUUGGGUGAAUCUUAUGAGCUACGAUCUUCACGGCGCAUGGGAUGCUACUAAUCCAAUUGGAAGCAUCGUCCAGGCUCAUACAAACUUAACCGAAAUCAAAUUGGCGACUGACCUAUUCUGGCGCGUUAAUAUCCCGCCAUCUAAGCUCGUCAUGGGAUUCGGCUUCUACGGCCGGUCGUUCACUCUCUCCGAUCCUGCCUGUACUGAUCCAGGCUGCCCCUUCAGUGGCGCAUCAAAACCGGGCCCUUGUUCGGACACUGGGGGGAUUUUGGCCUACUACGAGAUCAUAGCCGCACUAGACGGGUCUACAAGCUCGUCAAAGAGAGCCACUAUCAGCCCUACGCAUGAUCAAGCAGCGGCAGUCAACUACUUUACGUUUGAUAAAAACCAGUGGGUCUCUUAUGACGAUGCGACGACUUUCAAACAAAAAGUCGACUGGGCCGACAGCGUUGGUCUCGGUGGAGGGAUGAUUUGGGCGUCAGACCUUGACACGGACAAGUACACGGCUCAUGGAGCCUUAACUGGCAAGACAAUUCAGUCGAAUCCAUCUCUCCAAGCUGUAAACAAGGCGCUCUCAAAUCCAGUGGCUGUCGUCGAGGACCUCGCGGGUUCGAAUGGUCAGAAAUGCUUUGUGUACAGCGGCAAGUGCAUUAAUCUUAACGAUAAUAAGGCCAUGUCCGAUGCUUGUGGAUCGGGCAACACCGUCGUCGGCUGGGAUGAUGCCGGCUGCGGCAAGAAGAACUGUCAUUGUGGAAAGCCUGUGUGCUGCCCCACGAAUAGCGCUCCAAAGUCCUGUAUAUGGCGCGGCGACGACAACGGCGGCGGCGCCGGGAGCGACUGCAGUGCCCAGUGUAGGCCAGGUGAAAUCAAUAUCAAAGGCAUCCGAUCUUCGUGGGGGGGGCGGGUUUCUGAACGACGGUGA